AUGGAUGGUGAACCUUCAGCCCAGCGCCCUGGUGGCCGAGCUCGCAGUGCGUGUGACCUGUGCCGUCGCAAAAAGAUUCGCUGUGACAACGCCCAACCAGCCUGUGAGACAUGCUCUUUUGGGGGUGUGCAAUGCACCUAUACAGAGCACCCUAGCCUGCUGCGGAAAAGCCUCCGAGAUCAACUCCUCGAUGCCAGAGCACGCAUAAGAGAACUAGAAACCCAGCUGACUGUGCGGGAACUCUCGCCUGAUUCAGGCCAGAGAGAGCAUGGUACUUCCAACGAACGAUCGGCAACUACACGGCUCCCUUUGUUCGCUGUGGACUAUCUUCCAAACACACACAGCAUAGACGCGUCGCUUGCAACGUUUCAAGCAGAGAUCGCCCAUUGUGGAGUGGGAGAACCUGGCUCCACCAAAAGAGCGUCCUUUUUCUCCACAGUCUACCAGAAAACGGGGGCUCAGCUUGAUCUCGAUCAUUUCCUAGCUUCUGCUGCACGAUCGCUCGGAUUCCGGGGGCCUCAGAGCAGGUUGGGCUUGAAUCGCUCGCUGUCGCCAACGUGGCCCCCCAAGCCUUUGGUACAAUACUCAAUCAAUUAUUACUCCCGAAGCGGAUUGUACUCCAUCUUUCCGGUUGCGAACGCCGAUGCGCUGAGUCAAUUGAUUGAAGCGGGUGUACUAGAUCAUCAAGAUGACACUGUCUCUGCUUCAAACUUGGCCUGCUUGUCUGCAUUCACUGCAACGAUGAGUGUGAUGCAUCGACUCGGCCCGGAAUUCGUCAAUGCUGAACCAGAUGCCUACAUACAGGCGGCGCUGGGCCUCCUCCCUAGGCUGUUGAUGGAAACGCCCACUGUUAGAAGCUUGGAAGCUGUUGUGCUGAUCAUGACCUAUGUCAUGCCCAGUGGGAAAAUUGAACCCGGGCAACUGCUACUGUCUCUAGCUACUCGAAUGAUUCUCACUCUUGGUGCGCAUCGAAUGUCUGUAAUCAGCCAGCCAGAAGGCAGGCAUCUCCGGGCCCUGUUCUGGUUCUGUUACGGGGCUGAUAAGAACAUGAUCACACGGUAUAAUCAAUCACCGCAUUUCACUGACGAGGACUGCGACCUCCAAAUACCAGACAAUUAUGUCUUGUCAUCAUCGGACAAUCAAUUCUUCUCGAGGCCUCUUUCCAACAAUGAGCUACUCUUUCCUUCUGACGUCCGACUUUCACUGCUCAAAUCAAAAGUGUACCACCUUCUCUACUCCCGCCACGCUCGAGCCCUGCCUGAGGCCCGUCGCCUUCAGUAUAUCCGGGAAUUAGAUCAGGAGCUUAACGACCUGAAAUGCACAUUCCCCGCUAGUUGCUGGCCGGACCUAUUUGCAACACCGUCCGCUCCCAACUACACUUUCCAUGACCUGAGUAUGCGUGGGGUGUGCCUGCACCUGGAGUUUUACUUUUUACUAGGCAAGAUCCACGACGCCAGUCCGUCGUUGAAGAGUAAUAGCAAUAGUUCCAGCUGGUCCAUUCUUCCAUCUAGUGCCGAGCUGUUCCAUCAGGAAUCUCGGUCUAUUCUAAUAUACAUACGUCAUGUUCGUGAGUUUCUGAACUGGCAUACUUUCUGGAUCUAUGCCCAGUUCUUGCUGACAGGUGUCUUCUCCCUUUUCAAGUGUAUCAUCAGUUAUCCUACCGCGUCUUCAUAUGAGAACGAUAUACAGCUCCUGCAGAGCUUAGUGGACAUGUUCGCUGAAUUAGAUCAUAAGGAGUCAGCAAGCACGAGGGGACAUGCCCUGGCCGUGUGUCUGCUGCCGCCAUGCUGGUCGCAAAUGGGAGACCACCGAUCGGCAAGUUUAUCGCUGUCGGCAGGACUACGCACACAGCGCGUCUCUAGCAUUGAGAUUCAAAACUCUGGGACAGCACAAGCGUGCAACAUCUCACAUGGCUCUACCCUGCCACGCUUAAAUGUAAUCUACCCGGAAGGAACACAACUGGGCGAAACUACCUUUUCCAUCGAUCUUGCUCAGCGUAUUUGUAAUGAGGAAGAAAUUGGACGCGUUCUAACGGACGCCACUCUUCCGGGAGAUGUGGUUGCUUCUAAUCCCCUUGGCGACCUUAUGUGGCGCCUUCAGAGGAUCAAAUUACGCUCAUAG
Aspergillus welwitschiae is the source of this 2121-nucleotide messenger RNA. RefSeq names its product C6 transcription factor. Lineage: Eukaryota; Fungi; Ascomycota; Eurotiomycetes; Eurotiales; Aspergillaceae. Bases 1 to 2121 code for a protein of 706 amino acids. The transcript is spliced from 6 exons. Gene Ontology annotation, molecular function: DNA binding; DNA-binding transcription factor activity, RNA polymerase II-specific; zinc ion binding. Gene Ontology annotation, biological process: regulation of DNA-templated transcription; DNA-templated transcription. The record is from RefSeq and is a predicted model, not a curated record.